AUGGCUGAAUUGUUCGCUGGAAAACCGCUGGUCAAGGUUGAUGGCGAAAAAACCGACGGAGACGAGGCUUUGAAAGGAAAGGUGAAAAAUUGGUUCCUUUGAACUUUUCGAGAUGGGAAUGAAUUUUAUCUGAAAUUGAAAGGAAAUCCGAUUUUCAGAAAGUCGUCGCGUUGUACUUUUCUGCAAUGUGGUGCGGCAGCUGCCGGCAGUUCACACCCAAAUUGAAGGUUUCUUUCUAUUUUCAAGCCCUUGUAAUUGAAGAUCUGUGAAAUUCAAUACUUAUAAAAGGUUGAUGAUAUUGCGCUUUCGAACGUUCAUUUUAGUUUUUUUGGAAAGUUCUGAAAUCGAAUCUCGAAAAAAAGUUUGAAAAAUUUUUCGAAGAGGUUUUUAGUUUACUCUUCAGCUUGGGAUUUAAAAAAACAAUAGAAGAAAUUUUGAACUUUUUUUCUUAAAAACAAGGCCGAAAAAUGAGAGAAUUGAGAUUUAAAAAUCAAUCACAAAUUUUACGUUAUAAAUGUUUAUUCUGGGAGUUCCUUUAACACUUUUCGAAUAGUAAAGAUAUUUAUUCUAUUUCGGGAAGACCGUUAGAAUUGUGAUAAAAGUCUGUACAUGGUUGGUUUUUCAAUUUAAAACUCCUUUCAUACAGCUCGCGUAUCUGGAACGUCAAUUUUUUUUCUAGCGCUUCUACGAGUCUCUGAAACAAGAAGGAAAGGAUUUCGAGGUGGUUCUGGUGUCGCGCGACCGCGAAGAAGCCGACCUUCUGGAGUACUUGGAGCACGGCGGCGGCUGGCCGGCCAUUCCGUUCGGCGACGAGAGAAUCCAGUUGGGACUGCCUUCAUUUCCAAACAUUCCUCCUUUCCUGCAGAGAAUACCUGAAAAAGUACGAAGUUCCGACGAUUCCCGCCCUGAAGAUCAUUUCCUCCUCUGGAGAACUUCUUGUCGACGGCGCGAGAAAGGAAGUCGAGGUAGGAAUCGGGGAGAAUCAGGGGAGAGAGUAUGGAAUCAAGAAGAAAAGAAACUGAAUCGUUUUCUGAUUUUGUUUUUUUUAAAAAAAGCUUUUUUUUUAGCAAUAUUUUCGCUGAACUUUUCUUUUACGGUUAUUUUUGUUUUUAUUUUUUAUUUUUUUGCGUUUCGAACUGUAUAUUUUCAUAGAAAAAUGCAGUUAGGAAAAGUUUUAACUUGGAAAAAAAUUUUUAAAUUAAGGAAUAAUCUCUGAAAAAUUCUAUUAUUAUUUUUUUCUACUUUCCAAAUAUAGUAAUGUUCCGCGUCAUCUCUGUGAUUACAUUUAUAAAAACUGAAAUUUUUGAAGAAGAAUUAUUUCAGGAAAAGGGCAAGGAAGACCCGACGGGCUUAUAUGAAGAUUGGCUUGCAAAGGUUCAGCAAUAA
Messenger RNA from Caenorhabditis auriculariae, 1386 nucleotides. NCBI's taxonomy places the organism in Eukaryota, Metazoa, Nematoda, Chromadorea, Rhabditida, Rhabditidae. The record is from the annotation of a GenBank genome assembly.